AUCCACUACAUUUCUUGGCAAAGGAAAUGAAAUUUGGAACAAAGGGCUAGAGUCACAAGCGGACUUCCAUUCACAAAACCCCAGAAGAAAAGGUAUGGAAAAUAAUCUCAGCAAAUACUUUCUGCAUGAGCCAUACAAGCAUCGUUGGAGCAACUCUGUCACAGGAGAAGCAGUCCAGCCCCCUCUACCCAAGGAGCAAGAUGAAUCCGAUGUGCAGCCACACUUGUGGAUGUGGGUGAACCCCAAUCUGGUUUGCCCCAUAACAGGGUACCUCAGUAAGGGAGUCCCAGGAAAACCAGUGCAUUUGGUAGCUCCUGCACCCAAGGCAGCUGUUACAAAACCUACUUCAGUAAAACCAAGGCCCCCAGUAGCUGCUGCCCUACAAACUUCCUCUGGACAAUGUGUUUCAGUGCCCUUAGUAACUGCUGCACCCAAGGUCUCCGCUAGAAAAUAUAGUUCAGUAAAGACAGUGGCUCUCAUCAAUGCCCUGCAGACUUCUCCUGUAGCCUCUGUUUCCAUACUCCCAUUGGCUGCUUCUGAUCCUGUGACCCUGCAGGCUUCCACAGUCAAGAAUGUUCCCAGAAAACCAGUGUUCCCUGUAUUAUUGGCAGCUGUUGCACCAAAGGCUUCUACUCCAGUAAAACCUGUACCCCCAGUAUCUGCUGCAUCCAAGGCUUCUCAUAGAAAACAUGCUUCAGGAAAGACAGUGCCCCCAGUAGCUGACACCAUCCAGGUUUGCGCGCACACACCAGGAAAAACCAUGUCCCUGGAAGCUGCAGCACUUGUGGACUCCUAUCAAAAGCCAGUCUUAAUUGCCUACAAGCAACUUUGUCCCAAGGAGGAGGUACUACUGUGCUCCAGCAAAGCAAAGAAUUCUGCCUCUAUCUUCAAGAGGCAGGAGAAAAACAACCCAGUUUUCACCUUAUCCCCUCACAAAGAUAAUACUAAAUGGAGUGGGUCUUCUAGCACUGGCAUUGAAAAGCACUUCGGUUUGUUGUAG
Molecule: messenger RNA, 1000 nt
Organism: Chelonoidis abingdonii (Abingdon island giant tortoise)
Lineage: Eukaryota; Metazoa; Chordata; Testudines; Testudinidae
Source: RefSeq, a predicted model, not a curated record